CUUUGGCUCCUUGUUGCCGUGGGGCUGGUUGCCAUGGACUCCCAGAGGUGGCCUGCAUCGGAGCGCGGCGGCUGCUGCCAAACCAUAGUGGGCUACGCGGGCUGAGAUGGUGGAUCGGCUGCUGGGUUGGUUGGGGACGUCGAGUGCGCGGCCUCCUUCCUGCCAUGUCUCAGGGACCAAGCGAGACCGCCACCGAGCUGGAGCUGGAGCUGGAGCUGGUAGAAGAGAGUCUCUCUGCAGCUACCUACGGAUCUGAUACUGAAACGAAGCCGAAGAAGAAAUCGUCUCGCAAGCCUCCGAAAUCCCCAAAGUCUCCUUACUCCUCAAGCACCUGCCUCCAUCCCAAGAAGCCUUCAUUCCUGAGAUCCUUCAAGGGGGCGGAGAGCAGACGUUUCGACAUCCCUUUGGGGAAGGCUUCGAAGCUGUGGCGAGAAUCUCUGAGACAAGAUGCGUGGGUCCGCCAGACGAAAUCAGACCCCGAUGUGGGCCUUGCACGGUCCGCUCUGUCUGACGACACUCCAGAAUAUCUGAAGGAAGCCCUGGGCAUGAAGAAGCCAAAACAUGCUCGUUUUGCCACCAAUGGCUACAUCCCGGGAACUCCGAACUACAAAGAAAAGGAAGAGAUGUACGAUGAGAUCAUUCAGUUGAAAAAGGAAAUACAGGCUCAGAAAUGCGAAGCGGAUCAAAUGAAAACAAAGCUCCGGCGACUGGAAGAAGAGAAUAACCGAAAAGACAGACAGCUGGAGCAGUUGCUGGAUCCCUCCCGGGUAAGCUGCGUGGGCUCAGAGUUUAUUGGUGUGUGGACAGAGCCAAAGAACCACAGCAGCUGGGUGAUCAACAGUUUGAAACAGAAGAUUCUCAAGCUGGAGCAGCAGUGCAAAGAGAAAGACAACACCAUCAACAAACUGCAGACAGACAUCAGGACCACAAACGCAGAAGAAAUGCGGAUUUCUCUGGAGACCUGCUAUGAGGAAAUCCAGAGGCUCCAAACCCUGGUGGUGAAAUCAAAGUCAGUGGGACAGAAAUCUCCUCCUGAAAGGAGACACCAGAAAGUGCUCAACGCGGCCAUCUUGCAGUUAUCCAAGAGCAUCAAAGAUCUUCAAGAAGAGAACCGGAACCUCAAAGCGGACCUGCACCAGGUGCUGAGAAGCUCCCCUACCUCCGGUAAAGCAAAGAAUUACACCCAAUGGAGCCGGCAGAGGCUGGUGCGGCAGAUUUCCAAACUGGAAAAAAAAAUAGCUGAGAUGGAGAACACCCAGCCUCAGUUCUCAGAGAACAGCACGUUGCUGUCAUUCACUCCGCCCGCUUCUGCUCACCUGGGUCAGCCAGGUGCUAAGGAACCGGACGCCAAAAGCGAGGGCGACCAUGUCUGCAGGCUGGCAAAGAAACUGCAAGGCCAGCGAGUCAUCCUCCGGAAUCAAGUGGCGGCUAAAGAGGAAGAGAUCCAAAAGCUGAAUGAGAAGGUGAAGGAACUGGAAGCCAAGCAAAGAAUGAGCUGCGGGCAGGCUGAACUAGAUACGCCAGGGCCUCCCGUUCAGAGCCAGCCAGAAUCGGCCGCCAGCAGCCACCAAUGCCAUCCAGCGAGCACCCCACACUCGAGGGGUUCACUCUCAAGGCGCUCACCACCAUGUUCUCCCCCACAUCACAGAAAGGAACAAGCGGCUCGGAUCAUCCAGAGGCAGUGGAAGGCAUAUAAAACCAAGAUGGAAGAGGCUGAGCUGGAGAAGGUGGCCACUGUUCUCCAGGCCGUUUUCAGGGGACAUUUAGCUCGGCAGAAACUAUCAGCCAGUAACGUGCGAGGUCGGAAUUCUCCCAGCGCUGGAACAAAGGACACCGUUGAUGUGCGCAGGCCCCUCUCUUCAAGAUCAGAAGCAGGCAGCAAAGUAGAUGAAGAGGACUUGAGACUCAUCCAGUCUGUUUUCAGGGCUCAUUCCACACGUAUUCAAUUGGAGGAAAGACCGUCAAACUCUCACCUGGCAAAUGAGGAGGCAUGCCCAGCAGCUGACCCCGGAGAGAGAAAGCCAGUCUGGUCGCCAUUUAAAUACUCCCCUUUAGUCUUCACCGCACGGAGUCCUGCCAUGCCUUCCCCUAGACACCUGCAGACCUCGCCUGCUCCGCCGGCAGACGAGGUUCACUCGGACGAUUCCGAUGAUAUCAUCACCGUGUCUGUGGCGCCGGGGAAGAAAAAAGCGCCAUUGGAUUCGAGCAGCUCUCUGUCGCGUUCUCUCUUGCACUCCUAGCUGCUUGGGAGUGGCUAGGAUGUUUUGGGAUGAAGGGAUGGAAUUGUGCCACGUCCGGACUCCCGAUGAGGAUCACAUUUUGGAAUGCUCCAUUGCCAAUCGAAAGCUUAAGCAGCCGGGGGUGGAAAAAGCUAGAACCUUCCUCUUUAAUGGGUUGUUUUUUUAACCUGCGGGAAAUUUUUGAGCAUUCCGAAAGGAUCCCUUCAGCCUGAAGUAUGGUGCUCCGUUCUGCCACCUUAUGAUUCUGCUAUUUUCUUCCACUUGUAGAUGUCUUUUUUUUUUGCUUGCCCAGGCAAUGUUAUUUAGACGGCUGUCCUGAGUUUGGAAAAAGAGCCACAGAAGCUUAAGGUCACAGGUUUUGAAGGAGCUAUGGCUACCAGUCUUGAUCCUCCUUGCUCUGAGAUUGCAAAUGCCUUAGCAGUCCAGGUGCUUGGGAGCAGCAGCAGCAGAAGGCCAUUGCUUUCACAUCCUGCCUGUGAGCUCCCCAAGGCAUCUGGUGGGCCUCUGCGAGUAGCAGAAUGCUGGACUAGAUGGAUUCUGGUCAGAUCCAGCAGGCUCUUUCUUAUGUUCUAAUGAUGCUGGAGAGGCCAGCCUUUUGAACACACUUGAACUUGCCUUAUGCCAAGUCAGACCCUUAGUCUGUCCAGAUCGGUUUUGCCUUUUCUGAUUUGCUGAGGCUCUCCGGGGUCUUGGGUAGAGGUCUUUCACAUCACCCGUUCCUUGUAACUGCAGAUGUCAAGGUUCUGCAUGCCAAGCAGAGGCUGUACCACUGAGCCACUAUAAAGGCAUUUCCCCACUG
This is a messenger RNA of Sphaerodactylus townsendi, 3039 nucleotides long. RefSeq names its product IQ motif containing E (gene IQCE). The coding region runs from base 165 to 2240 and encodes 691 amino acids. The transcript has 21 exons. Lineage: Eukaryota; Metazoa; Chordata; Lepidosauria; Squamata; Sphaerodactylidae. The record is from RefSeq and is a predicted model, not a curated record. Gene Ontology annotation, molecular function: protein binding.